AUGAGCCUUCAGCUCGUUCAAAGCUAUGAUUCAGACGAGGACGAAGCGCGUUUAAGGAGCGCCGCUUUCGUGCAGGGGGGCGAUUCGUCGGAUUCUUCAGGCAGCGAUUCGGAAGAAGCGGAAGAUGCGGAGGCAGAAGAUAAGACGGAUGGAGGAAACCAGGAAGAAGCUUCGCGGGCGAGGGAGGACAACGGGGGGAAGGAAAGCGCGGGAGGAGUGGCGGCGACGACCGGUAGAAUAGGCGGCGCGAGACGAACGGCCGUCGGGUUCCUGCCGGAGAAAGGACCCUCGGGAUUGCCGUCCGCUGCAGCUGCGUUUGAAGCGGUAGAGGGACCACCCUCCUUCCUCGCCCCCACAGCCCUCUCCCACCACUUGCACAUAGCCCGUUCCGGCAAGCUCGUCGCCAUGGGUUCGGCCAAUGAGGAGGCGCCACGUGGCAUUGUGUCAGUCGCCGGGGCGCCUGCAGCUUCUCCUGGAGCCGUGGUGUUCCGAGAGAGGCGGGCAGGGGGCGUUGGCAGUGGGGUACGGGAGAUUGUAGCAGCACCUGUGAGAAACCCGAACGCCCCUGCUGCUGCAGUAGAAGAGGGAGAAGAGGCAGCAGAGGGUGCUGACGCAGCAAAUGGGGACGCGCCACGUGGCAGAAAGGCAGUUGGCGUGUCAAUGCCUCCUAAAGCUGAUGCUGUGGAUUUACUCAGGAUCUGCCCGACCUGUCAGGUUCCCAAAACUCCUUCCUCCGGGCAGGGUGUGGUCUGCCCGAUUUGCCGCGAUAGGCCAGCAGGAGCCACCGACGCGGCUGCGGGCAGAGAGGAAGCGAAAAAACGGGACGGAGAUAGCAAAGUCAAGGACAAGGAGAAAUCGAAGCGAAUGAAGGGCCAAUCGUCGCAUGCCACAUGGAAGAGCUCGGCUUGUGCCAUCCUUCGGCAGUCGCAGCGGAUGUACUGCGACCGGAACGCCAUACCCUGGGGUGAUAGACAGGAAGCGCCCCCUGCGCGCUUGAGCUGGGAGGCCGCUAUGGAGCACAACACGGGCCUAGUGGCGGGCAGCCACAAUCGCAACCACUUAGUCGUUAUCCGCAAGGAUUCCCAAGUGACGCACAACCCAACGUUCAAUCCGAUCAUCUGCCAGAUCUGUGGCGACGAUGUGGGUCAAUUCGUGGAAGGCGGAAUCUUCGUGGCGUGCCACGAGUGCGCGUACCCCGUGUGCCGCCCCUGCUACGACUACGAGCGCAAGGAGGGCAGCCGCGCGUGCCCACAGUGCAAGACGUUCUAUAAGCGAUACAAGGGGAGCCCGCGCAUUGACGAAGAUGACGACGACGAGGACGACGACGAGGAGAGGAGCGACCGCGAAGGCGACAGGGGCGGCGCAUCGCUGGACGUCCCUACGACGUCGUACGCGUCGUACGUGUCGCACAACGCGCAGGCGUCGUCGCAGUAUCCGAUGCUGACAUCCAACCAGGUCAACCCGGACCAGUCCGUCGCAACGGAGUACAAUCCGGGGGCCAUGGUGCCGGCCGGUACGAUUCCGCCGCCCUCGGACUACAACAAGUACGAGCGUACGCCCAGUCGUACGCCCAGCCAGACACCGAGCGCCAACGACAUGGCCAUGGAGCUCCGUGCCCCCAGCUACGGCUACGGCAGCGUCGUCUGGAAGGAUCGCGUGGAGUCGUGGAAGCAGCAGCAGGGUCGCAUGGUUGUCGGCGACGGCAACGGCGCAGCCGAAGUUUCCGCAGGCGCCACUCCGGAAGGCGACCUCCCGUCCAUGGAUGAGUCCCGUCAGCCGCUGUCGCGCAAGGUUCAUUAUCCGUCGUCGCUCAUCAGCCCGUACCGCCUGGUUAUUGUGAUUCGUCUGGUGGUUCUCGUUUUCUUCCUUCGCUGGCGGUGCCUGAAUCCCGUCGACGGGGCGUGGUGGCUGUGGCUGAUUUCGGUUAUUUGCGAAGUUUGGUUCGCGUUUUCCUGGAUUCUCGAUCAGUUUCCGAAAUGGAUGCCAAUCAAGCGAGAGACGUAUCUGGACCGUCUGGCGCUGCGUUUCGAUCGCAAGGGCGAGCCUUCGCAGCUGUCGCCCGUCGAUUUCUUCGUAUCGACGGUGGACCCGCAGAAGGAGCCCCCGCUCACCACGGCCAACACUCUCCUUUCCAUCCUGUCCGUUGAUUAUCCCGUUGAGAAAGUCUCGGCAUACGUGCACGACGAUGGCGGCGCGAUGCUGACUUUCGAUGCGAUGGGCGAAACGGCGGAAUUUGCGAGGCGCUGGGUUCCUUUCGCGAAGAGGUACAGCAUCGAGCCGCGGGCACCCGAAGUGUACUUCACGCAGAAAGUCGACUACCUCAAGGACAAGGUUGACCAAGAUUUCGUCAAGGAUCGUCGCCAAAUGAAGAGGGAUUAUGAGGAGUUCAAGAUCCGCAUCAACGCUCUCGUCGCGCGUUCCCACAAGAUGCCUGAAGAUGGCUGGGUGAUGCAGGACGGCACGCCGUGGCCCGGCAGCAAAUCGCGCGACCAUCCCGGCAUGAUCCAGGUCUUCCUCGGCCCGAGCGGCGGAACCGACGUGGACGGUAACCCGCUUCCGCGACUCGUGUACGUGUCUCGCGAGAAGCGCCCGGGCUACAACCACCACAAGAAGGCCGGUGCGAUGAACGCGCUGAUUCGCGUGUCGGCGAUUCUCUCCAACGCGCCCUACAUGCUCAAUCUCGAUUGCGAUCAUUACCUGAACGACAGCAAGGCGCUGCGCGAGGCCAUGUGCUUCAUGAUGGACCCGAACGUGGGCAAGAAGUGCUGCUACGUGCAGUUCCCGCAGCGGUUCGACGGCAUUGACCCCAACGAUCGUUACGCCAACCACAACACCGUCUUCUUCGAUAUCAACUUGCCUGGUCUCGACGGUGUUCAGGGCCCCUGCUACGUGGGUACGGGUUGCUGCUUCCGUCGCCACGCGCUGUACGGCUACGAGCCGCCCAAGAAGGAGAAGAAGGCGCGGUGCAACGGGCUGCUGUGCUCGUGCUUCAGCUGCUGCGCGGGCGACCGCGGCAAGGAGGGCGCAGGAAGCAAGCGCAAGAAGCUUCCGGACGGCACGCCGCUGCCCGCGGGGGCUGAGGCCUUCCUGGGAGACGACGAUGUGGAGGGAGAUAGCCUCUUGGCGCUCAAGAAGUUUGAGAAGAAAUUUGGUCAGUCGCCCGUCUUCGUGCUCUCGACCUUCCACGAGGAGGGAGGCGGCGUGGCUUCUGCUAGUCCCGGGUCCACUCUUAAAGAGGCCAUCCACGUCAUCUCGUGCGGCUACGAGGAGAAGACCGAGUGGGGCAAGGAGCUUGGCUGGAUCUACGGGUCGGUCACUGAGGAUAUUCUGACGGGCUUUAAGAUGCACGCACGCGGCUGGCGCUCCAUCUACUGCAAGCCGAAGCGCGCCACCUUCAAGGGAGGCGCGCCUAUCAAUCUGUCCGACCGUCUGCAGCAAGUGCUUCGGUGGGCGCUGGGUUCGGUAGAAAUCUUCCUGUCCCGCCAUUGCCCCAUCUGGUACGGCUGGAAGGGCAACCGCCUCAAGAUGCUUCAGCGGCUCUCCUACAUCAACACCGUGGUUUACCCGUUCACGUCCUUCCCGCUGCUCAUGUACUGCAUGCUGCCCGCCAUCUGCCUCCUCACCAACAAAUUCAUCAUCCCGUACCUCGACACGGUCUCCACGCUCUACUUCAUCGCGCUUUUCCUCAGCAUCUUUGCAACGGGGCUGCUUGAAAUGAGGUGGUCCAAGGGCAUGCUGAAAGUGCUAGCUGGCAUCGACACCAAUUUCACGGUUACAGCUAAGCAGGCGGAGGAUGGCGAGUUUGCUGAGCUGUACCUCUUCAAGUGGACGUCUCUCCUGAUCCCUCCCCUCUUCCUCAUUGUCUUCAACGCCCUCGGGAUUGUCGCGGGAGUUGCAGUUGCAAUGAACUCGGGAACUGCUGAGUGGGGCGAUCUCUUCGGAAAGCUCUUCUUCGCCUUUUGGGUGAUUGUGCACCUUUACCCUUUCAUGAAGGGUCUCGGAGGGCGCAACGCCAAGAUCCCCACGAUCGUGAUCGUGUGGUCGGUGCUGCUCGCCUCCAUCUUCUCCCUCCUCUGGGUCAAGAUCAGCCCCUUCACCCCCAAACAGGAAGGCCCUUCGCUUGAGUCCUGCGGCAUUUCCUGCUAG
Closterium sp. Yama58-4 is the source of this 4146-nucleotide messenger RNA. NCBI's taxonomy places the organism in Eukaryota, Viridiplantae, Streptophyta, Zygnematophyceae, Desmidiales, Closteriaceae. The record is from the annotation of a GenBank genome assembly.